AUGUCCAACUAAUUUUGUUAAACGGUAGCGGUACAAAGUUUAAAUUAGGUGAUUUGAGAGCAUUUUUUUGAAUGCUUAAUGUGUUUUUGUAAGGCAAUCUUGUCUUGUUGAUUACUCUCUUGUAUUGUUCUUUCGUCUGUGGCCACGUCAAACAAUCUAUAUUUAAAAUCGAGAUUGGAUUUGGAGAGAUCGAUUUGUCUAUUGUUUGAGGAAACAAGUUUUCGAAGUUAAUCUGAGUGGUUUUGGUGCGGCUCUGACGGUGGCUGCGCCUCUAGUGGUGGUGGUUGGGGUUUUUUCGUAGAGCAGGCGGUGGGUUUGCAGACCAAUACCACGAAGCAGUUUUUGGUCUUAUUAUCAGUUCUUCCAGGAGUCAAACAAAUUCUUAGGUUCAGAUUUCAAUAAUCUUCAAUUCUUGUCUGGCCACCGUUACUUCUCCAACCUCCGGCCGAUCCUUCACCAUUUUUCUUGGCUUGAUAUGUAUAUAGUCUUAAAGCAACCAAGAAAUCGGGAGUAGGAAGGAAGAGAAAUGGAUGCUGAGGCGCAAAAGUACGUCUGGGAAGGUGCAAUACCGCUACAGGUUCAUCUCCACGAAUCUGAAGUAACGACUCUUCCUCCUCCGCCUCCCGCUCAUAUCUUAGCUCCAAGAGUUGGUUACUUGCCUUUGCUUAUUUCUCUUAUAAAGCCUCACUUCGCUUCGUCUUUGCCUCCUGGUGUCGAUACCGUCUGGUUUGACUAUAAUGGCUUGCCUCUUAAGUGGUAUAUACCAACUGGAGUUCUUUUUGAUCUUCUUUGUGCUGAACCAGAAAGGCCUUGGAAUUUGACGGUUCACUUUAGAGGGUAUCCCAGCAAUUUGUUGAUUCCUUGUGAAGGUGAAGACUCAGUAAAGUGGAGCUUUAUUAAUUCAUUGAAGGAGGCAGAUUAUAUAAUUAAUGGAAAUUGCAAGAAUGUUAUGAACAUGUCUCAAUCUGAUCAGGUGGAGCUCUGGCGCUCUGUAAUAAAUGGUAAUUUGGAAGCCUACUUACGCGCAUCAUCAAAGCUUAAACUUGGAAUGGUUGAAGAUGAAUUUACAUUGAAAAUGGAUUCUUUAUCACCAAAAUCUCAAAAAACCAUGGUCGAAGCUGAUACGGCUGGGCAAAUGAAGAUAGGUAAAAUUCCAGUUCGAUUGUACAUUUGGAGUGUUACUGGGGAUUUUCAAUACUUAGAAGAUAUUCCUAAAAUUGAUAGUUGGGACAAAAUUUCUUAUAUAAAUCGACCUGUUGAGAUUCGAAGAGAAGAAGGUAAAUACUUCACUCUACACGAUGCACUGAAAACUCUAAUUCCAGAAUUUCUGGUUGGUAAGUCCGUGAUUGAUAAUGUGUCAUUUGGAGUUGAAGACGAAGAUGAACAGAAAGUAUCGUCAAAAGAGGUUAGCAGCAACAAACUUUCAUGUCCAUCUGCGGAGCCUUCUUGUGAAUCUGGUACUGCUGAAAUUAAGCUAGUACGCAUUCAAGGUAUUGAACCGAAACUGGAGAUACCAUUCUCAUGGAUAGCGAACAACUUGAAAAAUCCUGAGCACUUUCUUCAUAUUUGUGUAUGUGUUAAAUCUUCACAUAUAAAUUCUUUUGACAGGUAGCACAAUCUUUCAUUCUUUAUCAUUUUUUGCCCUUGCAAUUAGGGCAGGCUAGAAUCUUUGUGGGCAAUUUCAAAGAAUGCAUUCGUUGUAUAGAGAAUCGUGCAGAAUAGGUACAAAGAUAUAUAAUUAUUUAAAUAUUCACAUUUAACCUUUACCUGUGAUGAUAACUUUAGGAAUGGAAAAUUAUUACAUUUUUUUUUUAAA
This is a messenger RNA of Jatropha curcas, 1816 nucleotides long. RefSeq names its product autophagy protein Apg5 family (gene APG5). Gene Ontology annotation, molecular function: Atg8-family ligase activity. Gene Ontology annotation, cellular component: cytoplasm; autophagosome; Atg12-Atg5-Atg16 complex. Gene Ontology annotation, biological process: cellular response to nitrogen starvation; protein lipidation involved in autophagosome assembly; piecemeal microautophagy of the nucleus. The record is from RefSeq and is a predicted model, not a curated record. NCBI's taxonomy places the organism in Eukaryota, Viridiplantae, Streptophyta, Magnoliopsida, Malpighiales, Euphorbiaceae.